Molecule: messenger RNA, 1830 nt
Organism: Didymodactylos carnosus
Lineage: Eukaryota; Metazoa; Rotifera; Eurotatoria; Philodinida; Philodinidae
Source: the annotation of a GenBank genome assembly
ACGGGGUCAAAUGUCAUAAAAAUGCCAUUUAAAUGCUUAUUAACAGCGUAUUAAAUGGCAUUUAAUUGGCAAUUAAUUACACCGUUUUCGACGUCCUGGGGUUCAUUCAACAUCACACAAGAACGGGUGUAAAAAUGUCCGUCAGGUCUAUGAUAUCCAUCGAGAUGUAGAUGAUGAUUAAAAUUUCAAAAUCUGACCGCCUAUUUAGUGUGAAAAAGAUUUACAGAUUUACAGAUUUACAUGGGAGGAUGCAUCCAAAAUGCCUUGGCUAAGUAUCCACGACUCGUACGAAGACACUAUGGAUGUAUAAAACUGGAAUCCAGUUUCGUAGGACAUCGUGACCCGUCUUUUAUAUGGAAAUAUUUUCUUACUGAUCAAAAAUGAGGUUGUGUUUGAAGCACCUGAAGAAAUAUUUCUUUUUCACAGUGUAACUACAGACAAAAGCUGACGUUUUUCUUUGCGCAACAGAAAACACAAAACUUUCAUAAUUUUACAUUAGUCGGAUUUUCACAUUUUUUUCAUUUGUUAAUAUUUUUAUACAUAAUACUUUUAUCUAAUAAAUCAUAAAAAAUAUAAAAUAAUUAGAUGUCAUAGAGAAGGAUAAUCAAAGUUAGCGAGCGUGAAAAUAAUUUACUAAUUCUAAUGUUCUAGCAAAUUUGAGAAUAAAAAAUAACUAACUAUCGAAUCAUUAAGUCGACCGGUUUUCGGAAAGAAUAUAUUAUUAUUACAAAAUUAUUUUCGAUAAAAGAUACUGCAUAAGUUCAAAAACAAGCAUUAUGCUUGCUUUUUUCUACGGUUUCCUGAAACAUGUAAGUGUUAUACUUAACUGAAGGUAGUAGAAAAACAUAAACAAUAAUAAUAUUCUCAAGAGCAUCUAAAGCAAUUUUUUUGUCGAUGUACUGAUUUAUGCCCCAAAAACUGAACAAGGUAUUGAAAAAGAAUUUUAUUUUGUUUGACGAAAUAGACAAAAGACAUUAAAUAUUGUUUUGCGAUAAAUACAAGCAAGCACUUUUGUCAAGUGUACACCGAAAAAAAAAUACUAAUAGUCAAAGAAAUGUAUUUAUAACAAAAACCAUUUAUUUUUUUAAACGAAUGAAUUUAACUGACUAACUCUGAAAAACAAAAAUGCACGUUUUGACGAUGAAAUUAAGUUAGAUCUAAAAUCUCAUUAGAAAAUCAUUCAACAUAAGAAUGCCUUUACAAAUGCAUCGACUACUUGCAAUGGAAGCGCCAGAUGAGCCUAGAAGUAAUGUCGAUCAUCUUACCGAAUAUAAUUCUCGCUUCAAGCCACCAAGGAAAGAAGAUUACAUCCCACAUGUAACCCUUCCAAGACUAUCGAACAGGCCACCUUCACGUACACAAUCAUUUCAAGAGAAUCCAUCAAAUUCCGAAUAUCGUAUGCGCUUUCCAAAUCAUUUUCCAAAGCGGCCAUAUGUUUAUCAAGCACAACCGAGUCGAGUAUUCGAGGCAGAAACUAACGGAUUUCUAACGUCGACGGAAUAUCGGGAGCGUUUUCCAAAUUAUAGAACCUAUAUUCCAUAUAGCGACCUCAUUCCACCACACCUAUCUCAAUCAGUCGAUAUACCAUCAAGAACAAAACAGAAGAAAGAAACAAUGUCAAAAAGUCAAUAUUUUCACGAACUAUUAGCUGAUGCAAAAGCAAAUUCAUUAUCAUCAUUAUCCGACACUAGUGAACACCGAAACGCAUACCAAUGGCGUCCUCGCCCUCCAUAUGAACCACAAUCGUACGAUUUUUCAAAGAAUUUGACAAUGAAUCGCUAUGAAAAAUUACCGUCAAUUUCGAAAGUAACAGUCAAUGCUUCAAACUAG